Messenger RNA from Cyphomyrmex costatus, 2853 nucleotides. It is a transcript of the gene Mps1, whose product is annotated as dual specificity protein kinase monopolar spindle 1. Gene Ontology annotation, biological process: mitotic spindle assembly checkpoint signaling; meiotic spindle assembly checkpoint signaling; chromosome segregation. The record is from RefSeq and is a predicted model, not a curated record. The transcript has 7 exons. NCBI's taxonomy places the organism in Eukaryota, Metazoa, Arthropoda, Insecta, Hymenoptera, Formicidae. Gene Ontology annotation, molecular function: ATP binding; protein serine/threonine kinase activity; protein serine/threonine/tyrosine kinase activity. Gene Ontology annotation, cellular component: kinetochore; nucleus. The coding region runs from base 1 to 2853 and encodes 950 amino acids.
AUGUCGGAUCUUACGACAAACGACAGAUAUAGUUUUGAUAAUAUAAGCGCUGGUAGAUUGCUUACACAGAAUGUCACGCUCCCAAAGUCUCAGCCAGUACGUCUCAAGGCGCUUCUAGCGUGUGAAAGCGAUGAGGAUGAUGACGACGAGAGUGAAGAAAAGCCUUGUCAUUCUGAGGACGAGUCAGACGAAUUCAAUGAGCCUUUACCACAAGACAACUUUGUUGAAGAUGUCCUACAGGAAACGCUUGUACUUGAAACAGACAUCAAUUCGGCACAGGUUGAGUUAACAGAUGGAAUCUUAAAAACUACGUGUGUACUGCCAAAAGAGAAUCUUGAAGUUGUAACUAACGCUUCUUCUAUACAAAAAGGACUAAACUUUAAUAGGGAACAAUGUAAAGUUAGCGAUAUAAAUUCUGAAAGUCAUAUUCCACUUAAUGAUUCGAGCAAACUAGAGACUUGCAGCUCUAAGCAAGAAGGAAAACCACAGGAAUAUCGCAUUGCAACAUUUGCUACGGAAAAUCAAGUAGAUACUGUUUAUAAUCAUUCGACAAAUAUAGCCUUACCUCCACCAUCGCUGUCAAUUUAUAAAGGGGAUUAUAACACAGAUUUGAAUAAUUUGCAAGCAGUAAAUAGCAAUCAAUUGCAUCACGAAAAUGCUUAUAUGUUAGAUAUAUUAAAUAAAAGAAAAGAGAGGUCUGUGUAUAACACGUUAGAGGAGAAUAGGAUGUUAACAAGGAAUAGUGAGUUGAAUCUAAGUAAGGAUGAUCAACGAUACAAAGGCACAUACGUAGGUUUUACUGAACAGGCAAAUAAGGAUAGUAAGGAAGAUUCUCAGAAGAUUACGCACACUCGGUUAGAAUCUGCUACUUGCACAGCUCAGACAUCUGAAAACUUGAUGCAUACUGUAAGAUAUAAUUCGCAAAAGAAUGUCAUGAAAUAUGAAGCGAAUGAAAAGUAUACACCUGCGAAAAAUACGUGUACGGAAUUUAGCACACCUUCUCUCAACGAAGCGAGUAAGUCGUUAUCUAUGAUUACUCGCUUAGUUUCAGAAACUCCAUUGAAGCAUAUGCAAGUCAAUGUGCAACCGAGUUCAUCUACAUCACAUAAGCAGUUGUUUCAAACUCCACAGAACAAACUAUCUGGGGAUCUGAACAAAAAUCAAACUCCUUCCACAAUAUUAUCUAAUUGGUAUCAUAAUAUGAUACAUACACCGAUGGAAAAGAAGAACUUUGUUACGAGGGACCAAGUGCAAAUAUCUAAAAAUGCAGUUUGUACACCUAUCAUGGAAAAACCUGAUUCUUCGAGACACUGUAGAAUGGAUGUAAAAAAUGUGAGGCGGCCUUUAACAGAUACGACAUUGAUACCCCAAAGAGAACGUUUGGUUCAUUCUGUGGAAUCAAAACCGCUUAUAUUGCAUACACGUUCUGAAGUAAAAAGCAUGACAUCUGAGUCACAAUUACAGGAGGAUAGAAAUAGGAAAACGGUUGGACUGUCGGAUGUGAAAUUAAUGCAAACAAAAACAAAUUAUGAUAAAGAUCUGAAAUUAGCGGAACCUAUUGAGGAAGUAAAGGAGAACAAACAGUCUAAUGUGCUAGGAAAUAGAAAUACUGUACAAAACCAAAAUGAAGACAAACAGAUAAUAAUUGGUUCUAAUAUGGAUAUGAAGAUAAUACAUGAUUCUAAAAAGUACAGCGGAGAACACAACAUCGUUCCGAAUACGAACUGCAAGAAUUCGCGUUACUCCGUCCUCGAGAAACAAAACAACGAAAUGCAAAUCGUAGAUAAAAUGACAAACGUGCAGUUCACCGUACCGUUGAGCACUCCCCAGCGACAAGACAAAACAUUAACCAUAAAAGGUAAAGAGUACUUGAUCCUAGGCUCUCUCGGCCGAGGAAUGAGUGGUGAGGUUUUGCGAGUACAGGAUCUAUCUUGCGGCGAGUUACGCGCCAUAAAAUGCGUUGAUUUAAGCAAGAUGGACAAAGACUCAGCCCAGGGCUGCUUGGAUGAAAUUUCCAUGCUGCGUAAAUUACAGGCAUCUUGCGUUGUCAAAAUGUUCGACUAUCAAAUCAAAGACUCUAUGGUCUAUGUGUUGAUGGAAAUGGGCGAUACUGAUCUCAGUCGACUUUUGAAAUCCAUGUCUCAAGAGAAGCAAAUCUCUCUUACGAUGAUUCUCUAUUAUUGGACUGAAAUGCUCACAGCUGUAAAACACAUACAUGAUAAUGGGGUCAUACAUUCAGACUUGAAACCAGGGAAUUUUUUACUAGUACGAGGCCGACUCAAAUUAAUAGAUUUUGGAAUUGCUUCUAAUCUGAAUUCGGAUAUGACAUCUGUUGUAAAAAAUAAUCCGAUUGGAACGUUAAAUUAUAUUAGUCCAGAAGCCUUAAUGGAUAUUAGUGGAAAUGGGGAUUCACCUACACACAACGUUAAAUACAAAAUAAGUUUCAAAUCAGACGUAUGGUCAUUGGGAUGUAUAUUAUAUAGUUUGGUAUAUGGAUAUACUCCUUUCCAACAUAUACGUACUCAGUGGGCAAAAGUGAAUGCUAUAACUAAUCCGAAACCGAAUAUUUUGUUCCCUACAACAAUGAACAGCGAGAAUCGUCAGAGUUGUGAACACGUACCGUCUGUUCUAAUUGAUGUGAUGCGAAAGUGUCUUCAACACGACCCAAAAGCAAGACCGACAGUGUCACAACUGUUGCAGGUGCAAUAUGUGCCUUUUACGCAAAAUACUACACCAGUUUCGGUGCCUUCCGAUUUGCCAGCAAACAUCCUUGUGAAGAUAAAGCAUGCUCUAAACGAGGAAGAAUGGCGACUAUUAGUCCAGGUAUUAGACACAAAGCGACAUCAUACAUAA